Symbiodinium sp. CCMP2456 is the source of this 450-nucleotide messenger RNA. The record is from the annotation of a GenBank genome assembly. Lineage: Eukaryota; Dinophyceae; Suessiales; Symbiodiniaceae.
GUGCCGGUUGCAGUACGAGCAGGUGCCUGCGUGCUGCACGAGCAGCCCCGUUUGGCAAGCUUGCCGUGGUGGCCAGAUUUCAUCAGUUGGUGGGAGCAAGAGAUUGAUUCCGAGAUCAGUGCAGCACCCGCGGCAAGACUAUGCGCAACCAACGCAGCUGCCCCACUUGUAUGUGCUUUUGUUGCGGCGUGCCGGCGUGAGAAGCAAGUGACUCAGGUGCGCGCGGUUCCGCUGUCUUGCCUUGUCGCCAUGCUGUACUAUCAUGGUGCUGAUGCCACUACUGCCGUCGCAGACCAGCUGCUGGUGAGAGCAGGUGAAGCUCUCAUGCAACAUGCUGUCUUUCUGAUGCAGCAAGGACAGCAGAUGGUUGCCGCUCCUACCCGGUCAAAAUGGACGCAAAUUGACCGCUAUGAGAUCGAGAAUCUUCUUUUGUCGCUGGACACCGGGUAG